CCCUGUGAUGCUCAGUAAUGCUGAGAGUUAAUGCUAUUCAUUACUGUGUGUAUGUGGUCAUUGGUAUGAUAUACUGUGAUGUGUUAGCCACGCAGGUAAAGGUCCUCAAUUCUUUUCUUAGAAUUAGCUGAUAUUUCAGCUUCUCAGCACACACUUGCAAUGUCAUGUUUGGUUAAGUGUUGUAUAGUUCAUCAUUCAUCACAGUUGUUUCAUUAUAAUUUGAUUGAUAGUACAUGUAUUACUAACUUGAACAGCACUUUAUGCAGAGUGACUCUCCUGACGGGAAGGCUCCUGUUUCUCCUCCUGCAUUGGCUCCUCCUCCUCCCUGUCCUGCCACUGAAUGGGUCCUUUGUGGGGGUUUCCUCAGCAUUCCAAAGGGAAUACCUGCAGCAACUCCCAAGAGUGUGAUCACCAGAGCAAGAGAAGAGGGAGGGCAGGAUCCUCGUUUUCCACCCAGCAUGUUGCACACAGUCACCGAGUGGCUGUGGUGGGAGCGUCUGUGGCUGCCAGGGAAUGUCUCAUGGGCGGACUUGGAGGAUGGCGAAGGUCGUGUCUACGCCAAAGCCUCGCAACUUUAUGCUGUGCUGCCGUACGCGCUCUGCCUUCUCUUGGUCAGGUUCCUCUUUGAGAGAUUGGUGGCCUCGCCGCUAGCCAGUGUUUGGGGAGUUAAAGACAGAAUACGUCACACUGUUGAACAAAACGCCAUCCUAGAGAACUACUUUUGCAAACAAGCGCACGUUCUGUCACCGGCUGACGUGAGGGCUCUGUGUAAGAAGACCAGCUGGCCUGAGCGGAAAGUUCAAGUCUGGUUCAGGAGAAGGCGGAACCAGGAACGCCCAGGACUCCGCAAAAGAUUCUCUGAGGCCAGUUGGAGAUGCGUGUUCUAUUUUUUUGCAUUUGUUGGCGGAAUCCUCGCCCUCUAUGAUAAACCCUGGUUUUACAAUAUAAAAGAGGUGUGGGCAGGUUUCCCCAAACAGUCCCUGCUGCAAUCUCAGUACUGGUAUUACUUCCUGGAAAUGGGUUUCUACCUCUCGCUUCUCCUGAGCCUCACAUUUGACGUGAAACGAAAGGACUUCAAAGAGCAGGUGAUCCAUCACAUCGCCACACUAACUCUCCUGGCUUUCUCCUGGAUCUCCAACUAUAUCCGUGUGGGCACCAUUGUGAUGGCACUGCAUGACUCUGCUGACAUCCUGCUAGAGGGCGCAAAGGUGCUCAACUAUGCAAAGUGGCAUCAGACUGCUAACGCUAUGUUUGUGGUCUUCACCCUCCUCUUCACGCUGACCAGACUUGUGCUUUUUCCUUUCUGGGUGAUUCACUGUACAUGGGUGUAUCCACUGGAGAGGUUCGCUCCCUUCUUUGGCUACUAUUUCUUCAACGUCAUGUUGAUAGUGCUCCUCAUGCUUCACCUCUACUGGGCCAUCCUCAUAUUUAAAAUGCUCUACAAGUGUAUCUUCACCAAGCUGGAAGGUGAUGACAGGAGCGACGAAGAGGAGGACGACAGCGAUUCGCCAAAGGAGAAAAGCUACAGACGGAGUCAUCUCAACGGUGCAGGGGCCAGAGGCCGGGCCAACGGUCAUUGAUGACCUAAACUGUAACUCUUGGACGGAAUCCCACUAGACUCUCUGGAAUGUGUUUGUACAGGAAACAAAUAUUAUUUUUAAAAGAACUGAAGGAUGAGCCAUGACCUGAUAUGAAGCAACAUGCAGACCUUUUGAGUAUGACAGACAAACUUGGUCAUUGAGAUUCAGAAAAAAAAGUGGUAAGGUUACAAUGGUGCAAAAAACACCUAUGCGUUCUAAAGAUAUGGAAAUAGAUCAAAAGAGACAGCUCAUUGGUGCACGUAAUGGAAUACACCUAUUCUCCCUACAAAGACCACUGUUAAAACACCUCCAAAAACCUCCAACAAGUUUUUAUGGUUUAAUAUCCAUGCUGUAACCGUGUAGUAACAGGUACAUUCAUGAUAACAUGUAAUACUUACAGUAUUUUGGUCCUUUUAAGCGUUACCGGAACUUGUGAGCAUUGAUUUCACGUAGCAAUAUAUAAACAAACGCUACACCAAGCAUUAACUUUUCCAAACUCAAAAACAAAAACACAGCAGCAGUGAGCGACAGCUCCAAUAUGUAGCGUAGUGGCCUGAGGCAUUGGGAACGCAGCGCUCUUAGCAAGUGUGUGGUGAAGCUAGUCGCUAGCCGGCUAGUAGCUAGCAGGUGUGGUGUGGCAAGGUGUCAAUCCGCCAGUAACGUAGUUCGAUUGGCGUAACAAUGUUAAUAAUAAUAAUAAUAAUAAAUGUCAUUGUAGCUUGGUUAAUAUGCAUGUCACAUUAUAUGUAAAUGGAGUGUUGUUGGCGCUUUUUGGAGGGUUUUUGUUUUUUCAGAAAGCUUAAUAGGUGGAAUAAGUGUUUCCCAUUCUUUACAUGCAUUCUUAGCUACCGGUAAGUAUCUUUUUUUAAUAUCUUUAGAAUGCACAGAAAAGAGAAAGACGCGUGUUCGUGUCACACAGGAUUGUGGAUGAUGGGCAAAAUUCCAAAAAACGUACAGUUUUCCUUUAACGUGCUGUCUGUCCGACACACAGCGAAAGCUGUCGUUGUGUUGCAUAUGAGAAUUCCGCCCACAAUGAAGACUACCAGGCACAGUAUGACGGUGCUGGUUAGGCAGAGGGGUGUUCUAAAGAAGAAGUAAUCUCAUUAUUAUUCAACUUACCUACAGAGUGACUCGCUUGAUUUUUAACUUUCUGUUUGACUUCUCAUCCAGGUCCCCGUGCAAAUGCUCUGAUAUACUCCCCAGAUAUAACAUGUACUGAAAAGCUUUAAACACACUUCCUAUAAAAAUCAUUUUUGAAUUUGUGGAUAAAGAGAAUAUUGUUGCUGAACUGUUAUGUAUGCACUCCCUCAAAUGCAAACUGCACUUUAAUGUCUUUUCAUUAAAGGGACAGUUUGUAACUGGCUCAAAAUGACACCGCCAGCACAUCA
Messenger RNA from Dunckerocampus dactyliophorus (ringed pipefish), 2968 nucleotides. It is a transcript of the gene cers3b, whose product is annotated as ceramide synthase 3b. The transcript has 12 exons. Gene Ontology annotation, biological process: ceramide biosynthetic process. The record is from RefSeq and is a predicted model, not a curated record. Bases 261 to 1580 code for a protein of 439 amino acids. Gene Ontology annotation, molecular function: DNA binding; sphingosine N-acyltransferase activity. Lineage: Eukaryota; Metazoa; Chordata; Actinopteri; Syngnathiformes; Syngnathidae. Gene Ontology annotation, cellular component: membrane.